CUUCCACGCUCCAGUCCAACCAUGAAUUCUGCAGACCGAUUUAGUUCACAUUUCUCAGUCUCAUCAUUUGGUCAAGAUAUGUCGAUCCUCUUUGCUUUCGACUGUGAUCACACCCUCACCAAUGAGGAUUUAGAUGUAGCUGUGUCUAAAUUAGGGGUGCAACCUCUCCCCCCGGAAAUUUGGGCCCUUUGCGACGGUCACUACUGGACGGAAGGCACGAACGCCUUAUUUCGUCACCUGCACUCGCAAAAAUUGGGUCUAGAUGCUAUUGCUGACCGAAUCAAGGAAAUCCAACUUGUCAAUGGAAUGUCACAACUGAUUUCAUCCCUUAUUCGCAAAGGAAAAGCUCACACAACCGUCAUUUCCGACGCUAACGAUUUUGGAAUUUCACGAAUUCUUACCCAACUUAUUGGAGAUGAAGAAGCCUCAAAAAUUCCGAUUCUGACGAAUAAAUCCUACAUUACGGAAAGUGGGUGUCUUCAAAUUGCUCCAUUUCAUUGGCAGAAGGACUGCAUUUUCUGUCCCCCAAACCUCUGCAAAUGGAAAGCUCUCUCACUCUACGUACAGGAACACGGUCCUUUUGACAGAAUUGUGUACGUAGGUGACGGAAAGAACGACAUUUGUCCCGUAACCAGAUUGUCCAAGACUGAUAUUGUUUUUGCCCGGAAGGGGUUCGAUCUCCAAAGAAUUAUUUUGGCCGGUGAAAAGAACGGGGUGAAAGUGAAAGUGGAGGCGAAUGUAAAAUUUUGGAGCGAUGGAUUUGAUAUUUUAAAACAAAAUGAUUUAUUUAAUAAAACUGAAUGAAAUUUACAGAAUAAUAA
Messenger RNA from Folsomia candida, 821 nucleotides. Its product is annotated as pyridoxal phosphate phosphatase PHOSPHO2. The transcript is spliced from 3 exons. Gene Ontology annotation, molecular function: phosphatase activity. The record is from RefSeq and is a predicted model, not a curated record. Bases 22 to 804 code for a protein of 260 amino acids. Lineage: Eukaryota; Metazoa; Arthropoda; Collembola; Entomobryomorpha; Isotomidae.